Messenger RNA from Trachymyrmex cornetzi, 837 nucleotides. Its product is annotated as chymotrypsin-2-like. Gene Ontology annotation, biological process: proteolysis. Lineage: Eukaryota; Metazoa; Arthropoda; Insecta; Hymenoptera; Formicidae. The transcript has 4 exons. Bases 32 to 802 code for a protein of 256 amino acids. Gene Ontology annotation, molecular function: serine-type endopeptidase activity. The record is from RefSeq and is a predicted model, not a curated record.
GCCAGGCGCGGUGUAAAAACAGAUCUACGUAAUGGGACAGCGAACGUGUCUCCUAAUCGCAUUGGCGGUCUUAGGUGUUUACGGAGAUGAACCAAACAAGUUAGUAAAUGGAAUACCUACCACUAUAGAGAAAAAUCCUCAUUGUGUCUCCCUAAGAAUCAACAAUAGUCACUUUUGCGGCGGUAGCAUAAUCGGUUCACAAUAUAUUCUAACUGCCGGACAUUGCGUGGCCCCUCUAUUUUCUGACGACUCUCUAAGGAAAUCUGUGACCGUUGUUACUGGCACAACUUAUCUCGAUAAAGGUGGACAGGUUUAUAAUGUGGAAAAAUUGUGGCAUCACGAUAAUUAUAAUCCUCGCGCAUUGGGUAGAGGCCCUCAUGACAUGGGCUUAAUAAAGCUUACGUCGCCGAUUGAGUUUAGUCCAACGCAAAAACCAGUUAAACUUCCAACAAAAAAUGUGACAAAGAGUGAUAGCGUUACAAUUGCUGCCUGGGGUUCUACGGAUUUUAAUAAACCCGUACAUAACAAUUUACAAAAAUUAACCGCGGAUGUCAUGCUUCCAGACACAUGCCAGAUUUAUCACAGUUUCAUUAUGAAGAUUUAUAAGAAUGAGUUCUGUAUCCUUAUCAAGGAAGGAAUUGGAUUAUGCAAGGGUGACAGCGGUAGCGGAUUGAUUCAAGACAGCGACGGAACAAUUAUUGGUUUGGUAUCUGGUGGGAGACCGUGCGCCAAAGGUUAUCCAAACGUAUAUACCAACGUUUACCCCUACCUUUCUUGGAUCAAAGAAAAAAUGACGGAAUGAUAUUAUUUCUUUUAUAUCAUAUGUUUUUAAAACUU